AUGCAGCGCCGGCUCCGGGACAAGGCAGCACAGAUGGUGGCGAAGCGGCUGGAGCGGGCCCAGCCGCCGCUGCGGAGGGAGGUGGUGGAGUACAUUCUCGACGUCAACUUGGACACCAUGUUCAGCCUGCGCCGGAGCAAGGCCAACUUCUACCGCAUCACCUCGCUCUUCUCCGGCGUGGUCGCCUGCGGCAUGUGGUUCGACGGCAUCUGCAAGUGGAAAAACCCGCUCACCAUGAUACUGGUGCACGUCCUGUUCCUCAUCCUGGUGUGCUACCCGGAGCUGAUCCUGUCCACCGUGUUUGUCUGCAUGAUCAUGAUCGCGGUGUGGAAAUACCCGUGGCGGCUGCAGAAACCACCGCACAUUAUCACGGACUCAGAGCUCGCGCACCUGGAUCAGGCGCACCCCCUCGACGAGCUAGAUGAGGACACGUUUCCGACCUCCAGGUGGCCUGACGUCGUGCAGGUGAGGUAUGAUCGGCUGAGGAGGAUCGCCGGUAGGGUACAGACAGUGGCUGGCGACCUGGCUACCCAGGGAGAGCGCGCGCAGUCCCUGCUCCGCUGGCGCGACCCCAGGGUGACUCCGGUCUUCAUGACCCUCUUCUUGGCGGUGGCCAUCGUACUGUACCUAACGCCGUUCCAUGCGGUGGCCAUGGUGAUGGGGCUGUACCUCCUCCGGCCCCCGUGGUUGCGGGGCAGGAGCAACCUGCUCUUCAACUUGUACAAUCGCCUGCCCUCCAAUGACGACAUGAUGCUAUAA
This is a messenger RNA of Triticum aestivum (bread wheat), 759 nucleotides long. Its product is annotated as FT-interacting protein 4-like. The transcript has 3 exons. Bases 1 to 759 code for a protein of 252 amino acids. Lineage: Eukaryota; Viridiplantae; Streptophyta; Magnoliopsida; Poales; Poaceae. The record is from RefSeq and is a predicted model, not a curated record.